UGCAUCAUAUGAAGGGGGAACUAUUCAAUAAUCCUGUUAUUACAAAGCGACUCGGGAGCAAAGAGGGAAUACGAGGGGAUGAUGACGUAACCGUUUCCAUAGGCGACUGAUAUGCUGCUUAGACCAAUGGGAAUCCACUUCAGCGGUCCAUACCCAUCCUCCAUUUGACGUGCAUCACAUGUCCCUGGCGGUGUUGUGACAGAAGGGAACAAAGUGAGGCAAGAAGAUUCACUGCGGUGCACUUCCGUGUCCGCCGAAUGAUCUGCAUGAAUGGUGAUCUCCGGCUCUGUGGGUGAUACGUAGUCACCAUGAAUGACUAGGAACUCAGCUCUCCAAGGGAAAUGGCUUGUUUUGUAAUAUCCCUCCUCUCCAGCCUGGUGUAUGACUCCCGCUGCCUGUGAAGGGGCCUGUCAGCUGUUUAUGGGAGCUAUUAGUGUGCUUGCACUCUUGAGGAUUUAAGCUUUUUUUUUUCCAGGAGAGCACCUCUGUUUUACCCCCACUGUCGAGUCAAAGCACCAACGCUUUGCAAAAGACUGGGGAAGCAGCAAGACAAUGGCGAACAACUCGUACAGUGGGGUGAAGAACUCCAUGGUGGAGGCCAACCACGAUGGAGACUUUGGCUGCAAUCUUAAAGAUUUGCGCUCCUUAAUGGAACUGAGAGGCGCCGAAGCGAUAAGCAAAGUUGGGGAAACUUAUGGGGAUACUCAAGGACUCUGCAGCCGAUUAAAAACAUCACCUAUAGAUGGACUAAGUGGACAGCCUGCUGACAUCGAGAAACGGAAAACGGUGUUUGGGGAAAAUUUAAUACCGCCCAAAAAGCCCAAAACCUUCUUACAGUUAGUUUGGGAGGCGCUACAGGAUGUCACGCUGAUUAUCUUAGAAGUGGCAGCCAUAGUUUCACUAGGCCUUUCAUUUUAUAGACCACCAGAUGCCGAAAGAGAACACUGUGGAAAAGCUGCUGGUGGUGUGGAGGAUGAAACUGAGUCGGAGGCUGGCUGGAUUGAGGGUGCCGCCAUUCUCCUGUCAGUUAUCUGCGUGGUGCUGGUGACGGCAUUCAAUGACUGGAGUAAAGAGAAGCAGUUCAGGGGCCUCCAGAGCCGCAUUGAACAGGAACAGAAAUUCACUGUUGUCCGUGGAGGACAAGUUAUCCAAAUUCCUGUGGCCGAGAUUGUGGUUGGUGACAUUGCACAAAUAAAAUAUGGUGACCUCUUACCUGCUGACGGAGUUCUCAUUCAAGGCAAUGACCUGAAGAUAGAUGAGAGCUCGCUCACAGGGGAGUCGGACCAUGUGAAGAAAACACAAGAGAAAGAUCCAAUGCUGUUAUCAGGCACCCAUGUAAUGGAAGGCUCAGGGAAAAUGGUGGUCACUGCUGUGGGUGUCAACUCUCAAACUGGAAUUAUUUUCACUUUGCUCGGGGGCAGCGAAGAUGAUGACGAAGAUGAGGAAGAAAAGAAAAAAGAGAAGGAGGAGAAGAAGAAGCAAAGAAAAAACAAAAAGCAGGAGGGAUCCGUGGAAAAUCGGAAGAAAGCUAAAGCACAGGAUGGCGCUGCGAUGGAGAUGCAGCCUCUGAACAGCGAUGAAGGAGCUGAUGCAGAGGAAAAGAAGAAAGCCAACCUACCAAAGAAAGAAAAGUCUGUUCUUCAAGGCAAACUGACCAAACUAGCGGUACAAAUUGGAAAAGCAGGACUGGUUAUGUCGGCCAUCACUGUCAUUAUCCUGGUGGUGCUGUUUGUGGUAGAUACCUUUUGGAUCCAGAAUCUGCCAUGGAUCAAGGACUGCACACCCAUUUACAUUCAGUUCUUUGUCAAAUUCUUCAUCAUUGGCGUCACUGUUCUCGUGGUUGCCGUUCCCGAAGGCCUGCCACUUGCUGUAACAAUCUCUCUGGCAUACUCUGUUAAGAAAAUGAUGAAAGAUAACAACCUUGUCCGUCACCUGGAUGCCUGUGAGACCAUGGGUAACGCUACGGCCAUUUGCUCUGACAAGACUGGCACUCUCACCAUGAACCGCAUGACUGUGGUGCAGGCGUUUCUCGCCGACCACCACUACAAGAGGGUCCCCGAACCUGAGAGCAUCCCCCCCUCCAUUUUAGAUAUCCUGAUUCUUGGCAUUGCAGUCAACUGCGCCUACACUACUAAGAUCAUGUCUCCAGAAAAAGAAGGAGGCCUUCCGCGACAAGUGGGCAACAAGACCGAAUGUGCCUUGCUGGGCUUUUCCAAUGACUUGAAACGCGACUACCAAACCAUACGCAACGAGAUCCCUGAAGAAAAAUUAUACAAAGUCUACACCUUCAACUCGGUUCGCAAAUCGAUGAGCACCGUGUUGAAGAUGGCUGAUGGCAGCUACCGCAUGUUCAGCAAAGGAGCCUCAGAAAUCCUCUUAAAAAAGUGUUAUAAAAUCAUGACGGCCAGUGGUGAGCAAAAGGUGUUCCGCCCACGGGACCGGGAUGACAUGGUGAAGAGGGUGAUUGAACCCAUGGCGUCAGAGGGCCUAAGAACCAUCUGCCUGGCAUACAGAGAUUUUCCAGCCUCUGAGGGUGAACCUGACUGGGACAAUGAAAACGAUAUCCUCUCUGGACUGACCUGCCUCUGCGUGGUGGGCAUUGAAGACCCUGUGAGACCAGAGGCAAGUGGUUACAAAUGGGCAAAAGCUUUUCCCCAGACUUGUGAGCUGGAGUCUGAGCUUCUCAAUGUCCCUGAUGCCAUCAGGAAAUGCCAGCGUGCUGGCAUCACAGUGCGGAUGGUGACCGGGGACAAUAUCAACACGGCUCGAGCCAUUGCCACGAAGUGUGGCAUCCUACUGCCUGGGGAUGACUUCCUCUGCCUGGAAGGAAAAGAAUUCAAUCGUAGGAUACGAAAUGAGAAAGGAGAGAUUGAACAAGAACGCAUCGACAAGAUCUGGCCUAAACUGCGCGUACUGGCUCGCUCCUCCCCCACAGACAAACACACUUUAGUAAAAGGCAUUAUUGAUAGCACAGUGAUAGAACAGAGACAAGUGGUGGCCGUGACGGGGGAUGGUACAAAUGAUGGUCCAGCUCUGAAGAAAGCAGACGUCGGCUUUGCCAUGGGUAUUGCUGGGACGGAUGUCGCCAAAGAGGCAUCAGACAUCAUUCUCACCGACGACAACUUUUCCAGCAUCGUCAAAGCCGUCAUGUGGGGGCGCAACGUCUACGACAGCAUCUCUAAGUUCCUCCAGUUUCAGCUAACUGUCAACGUGGUGGCUGUCAUUGUAGCAUUUUCAGGGGCCUGCAUCACACAGGACUCUCCACUGAAAGCCGUGCAGAUGUUAUGGGUCAACCUGAUCAUGGACACCUUUGCUUCAUUAGCUCUGGCUACGGAGCCCCCUACAGAAUCCCUGCUGCUAAGAAAGCCAUAUGGCCGCAACAAACCUCUAAUCUCACGCACCAUGAUGAAGAAUAUUCUGGGUCAGGGCGUAUACCAACUAAUAAUCAUCUUUACUCUGCUCUUCGCUGGAGAGAAAUUGUUUGACAUUGACAGUGGCAGGAACACACCCCUCCACGCCCCACCCUCUGAACACUACACCAUUGUCUUCAACACCUUUGUCUUGAUGCAGCUAUUCAAUGAAAUCAAUGCCCGCAAGAUCCACGGGGAGAGGAACGUCUUCGAGGGCAUAUUCAACAACCUCAUCUUCUGCAGUAUAGUCUUUGGUACCUUUAUUAUCCAGAUUGUAAUAGUGCAGUUUGGAGGGAAACCAUUCAGCUGUGUGGCUCUGACCAUUGACCAGUGGCUGUGGUGCACCUUCUUAGGUUUUGGCUCUCUUCUCUGGGGACAGGUUAUCUCCUCAAUACCCACAAGCCGCUUAAAAUUCCUGAAGACGGCAGGCCACGGCACCCAGAAAGACGAGAUCCCCGACGAUGAGCUGGAGGAGCUGGAGGACAUGGAUGAGAUCGACCACGCUGAGCGCGAGCUUCGCCGAGGCCAAAUCCUCUGGUUCCGAGGCCUCAAUCGCAUCCAAACUCAGAUGGAUGUAGUGAGUGCGUUCCAGAGUGGAACUUCCUUUCAGGGGGCUCUAAGGCGGCAGGCCUCCAACUCCAGCCAACAACAGCACGAUGUAACCAAUGUUUCUAGCCCUACACAUGUAGCCUUUUCUACUACUGCCACUGCCGCCAACACCGCUUCUGCCACUGUGGGGUGUUUGUCUGCAGCUCUGUGCCUCCGCAGCGCUCAUGGGUCUGUGUCGCAGCUCUCUAGUCCGAUCCGGGUGGUGAAGGCAUUCCGCAGCUCCAUCUCCCUCUAUGAGGGGCUGGAGAAGCCCGAGUCGCGCUCAUCCAUCCACAACUUCAUGACCCACCCCGAGUUCCGGAUAGAGGACUCGGAGCCUCACAUCCCCCUCAUCGACGACACCGACGCCGAGGACGACGCGCCCACCAAGCGCAACUCGGCCAGCCCGCGCAACACCACGCCCACGCCGCCCUCCCCCACCACCGCCGCCGCCCCGCCCACGCCGCUCUCGCCCUCCCCAAACCAGAACAAUAACGCUGUGGAGAGCAGCAACCACCUCCUCCCCGAGGGCUCCAAAUCAGGAACCCCCUCCGCCCCCGGGAGCCCACUACACAGCCUGGAGACCUCCCUCUGA
This is a messenger RNA of Menidia menidia (Atlantic silverside), 4593 nucleotides long. The record is from the annotation of a GenBank genome assembly. NCBI's taxonomy places the organism in Eukaryota, Metazoa, Chordata, Actinopteri, Atheriniformes, Atherinopsidae.